AGAAUUGAGAGCGCAGGGGAUAGACUGCUGCCUACUGUAGCAAGCACCGUUCUUACAUUCAAUAUCUAAACUACUGCUGUCUUCUGUGUUUGAAAAGUUUGAGCAAGUCAACUGCCCCACAUCUAACAUCAAAAGAUGGGAAGUGGAAUUAGUUCAGAGAGCAAGGAGUCAGCCAAAAGGUCCAAAGAACUGGAGAAAAAGCUUCAGGAAGAUGCGGAACGGGAUGCAAGAACUGUGAAGUUGCUGCUACUGGGAGCAGGUGAAUCUGGGAAAAGUACUAUUGUUAAGCAAAUGAAGAUCAUCCAUAAGAAUGGUUACAGUAAACAAGAAUGUAUGGAGUUCAAAGCAGUGAUUUACAGCAACACAUUGCAGUCCAUCCUAGCCAUUGUGAAAGCCAUGGCUACACUUGGGAUUGAUUAUGUCAAUCCUAGAAGUCGAGAGGACCAACAACAACUUCACUCAAUGGCGAAUACACUAGAAGAUGGUGAUAUGACACCUCAGCUGGCUGAAAUAAUUAAACGACUGUGGGGAGAUCCAGGAAUCCAAGCCUGCUUUGAAAGGGCAUCUGAAUACCAGCUCAAUGACUCUGCAGCUUACUACCUUAAUGACUUAGAUAGAAUCACAGCACCAGGGUAUGUGCCAAAUGAGCAAGAUGUUCUACAUUCCCGGGUGAAAACCACCGGCAUCAUUGAAACUCAAUUCUCCUUUAAAGACCUGAACUUCAGAAUGUUUGAUGUAGGUGGCCAGAGAUCAGAGAGAAAGAAAUGGAUCCACUGUUUUGAAGGAGUGACGUGCAUUAUAUUUUGUGCAGCGCUGAGUGCCUAUGACAUGGUGCUUGUAGAAGAUGAAGAGGUGAAUAGAAUGCAUGAAAGUCUUCACCUGUUCAACAGCAUCUGUAAUCACAAGUAUUUUGCAACCACCUCCAUUGUUCUGUUUCUUAACAAGAAAGAUCUCUUCCAGGAGAAAGUGACUAAGGUGCACCUCAGCAUCUGCUUUCCAGAAUACACUGGGCCAAAUACAUUCGAAGAUGCAGGGAACUACAUCAAGAACCAGUUUCUAGACCUGAACUUAAAAAAAGAAGAUAAGGAAAUCUAUUCUCACAUGACCUGUGCUACCGACACACAAAACGUCAAAUUCGUGUUUGAUGCAGUGACAGAUAUAAUAAUAAAAGAGAACCUCAAAGACUGUGGGCUUUUCUGAGCAACCACUUGUGAUGGCUGUAGUCUUCUUGAGACAUAAAAAGAUGCUGUGCUUUAGCUUGGCUAGAUAUAACUGAUCUAGAAAUGUAACUAGCAUUAUAAAAUGAAAGGUUCACAUGAAAAUGUUACUGUGGUAUCAUGUAAGGUUUUCUUGG
Molecule: messenger RNA, 1354 nt
Organism: Arvicanthis niloticus (Nile rat)
Lineage: Eukaryota; Metazoa; Chordata; Mammalia; Rodentia; Muridae
Gene: Gnat3
Product: G protein subunit alpha transducin 3
Biological process (GO): detection of light stimulus involved in visual perception; phototransduction, visible light; sensory perception of sweet taste
Cellular component (GO): heterotrimeric G-protein complex; cytoplasm
Molecular function (GO): GTP binding; GTPase activity; G protein-coupled receptor binding
Source: RefSeq, a predicted model, not a curated record